AUGAAACCGAUCCUUUCACGGGUACAUGCUUCGGCUUAUGGAGGACAUUUUGGCCCCACUAAAAUAGCAGCAAAGGUGCUUCAAUGUGGUUUCUUUUCACCUACACUGUUCAAGGAUUGCCACAGUUUUUGUAGAUCAUGUGAUAAGUGUCAGAGAAUCGGUAACAUAUUAGCACGUCACAAGAGGCCACUUAACAACAUUCUAGAGGUGGAAAUAUUUGAUUUCUGGGUGGUUGAUUUUAUGGGUCCUUUUCCAUCAUCUUACAACAAUCGAUACAUCCUAGUGGCAGUGGACUAUGCUUCUAAAUGGGUAGAAGCUAAAGCAUUACCUACAAAUGACGCAAGGGUGGUGGUGGACUUCAUAAAGAAACACAUCUUUGACCGCUAUAGAUCACCAAGAGCUAUUACAAGUGAUGGUGGAACGCACUUCCACAAUUAG
This is a messenger RNA of Olea europaea var. sylvestris, 438 nucleotides long. RefSeq lists its product as uncharacterized. Lineage: Eukaryota; Viridiplantae; Streptophyta; Magnoliopsida; Lamiales; Oleaceae. The transcript has a single exon. Gene Ontology annotation, molecular function: nucleic acid binding. The record is from RefSeq and is a predicted model, not a curated record. Bases 1 to 438 code for a protein of 145 amino acids. Gene Ontology annotation, biological process: DNA integration.